AUGUACGUUUACGAAGUUUGGAACUUCAAGCAACGUUCAAAGGAACUUUUUUCCCCCUACAUAAAGACUUUUAUAAAACUCAAACAACAAGCUUCUGGUUGGCCUUCCGAAUGUGACACAGAGGAAAAAAGAAGAACCUAUCUCGAUGACUACAAAGCGCAUGAAGGAAUAGAACUAGACCCCGCCAAAGUCGAAAAGAACCCUGGUCUACGUUCCUUCGCUAAACUAAUGCUGAAUUCUUUCUGGGGAAAAUUCGGAAAACGCCCUAACCAAACCCAAGUGACCACGUGUGUCAAACCGUCCGAAUUCUUCAACAUCAUCACAGACGACCGACAAGUCGUACACAGAAUUGAAAUAGCGAAUGAAGAAAUGGUAGAAGUGUACCACACCUUUGAAUAUGAAUGCAAACCCGUUCAAACCAACGUAAACAUCUUUAUUGCAUGUUUCACAACCAGUUAUGCAAGACUAAAACUGUAUGAUGCUAUUGACACGCUGAAAGAAAGAGUAUUGUAUUUCGAUACGGAUUCCGUGAUUUAUACCAAGAAACCCGCUGAAUCGUCCAUUCCCACCGGAAAUUAUCUCGGCGAAUUCACGAAUGAACUAAACGAUGGAGAUCACAUUACAGAAUUCGUUGCUGCUGGGCCUAAGAAUUAUGCAUACGAAACCUUCAAAGAAAACCAGUGUUGCAAAGUGAGAGGAUUUACAUUGAAUGCACGUGGACAAAAAAUCCUCAAUUUCAACAGUAUG
Pocillopora meandrina is the source of this 747-nucleotide messenger RNA. NCBI's taxonomy places the organism in Eukaryota, Metazoa, Cnidaria, Anthozoa, Scleractinia, Pocilloporidae. The record is from the annotation of a GenBank genome assembly.